GUAUGCACCUCUGUGUUUAUUGUUGCAUCAUUUACAAUAGCCAAGAUAUGGAAGCAACCUGACUGUUCUUUAGUAGAUGAAUGGGUAGAGGGGAGGUACAUAUAUAAAAUGGAAUAUUAUUUAGCCAUAAGAAAGAAAGAAUUCCUGCCAUUUGCAACAACAUGGAUGGACCUAGCGGGUAUUAUGCUAAGUGAAAUAAGCCAGGCAGAGAAAGAUAAAUACCAUAUGGUUUCACUUAUAUGUAGAAUCUAAACAGCAAAACAAAAGAACACAACAGCAGUAGACUCAUAGACACUGAGGUGGGACUGGUGGUUACCAUGGGGAGUUGUGGAUAAAAUAGUUGGAAGGGAUAAAGAGACCCAGAAUCUCAAUCAUAAUAUAAAUUAGUCACAGGGAUGGAAGUACAGCAUAGAGAAUAUAGCCAAUUCUGUAACAUCUUUCUAUGUUGAAAGGUAGUGACUACACUAGUUGGGGUGAGCAUUUAAUGUAGAUAAUUGCCAAAUCACUAUGUUAUAUACUUGAAACCAACAUAAUAUUGUAUAUCAACUAUACUGCAAUUAAAAAGUUUUCUUUCAGUCACUUGCUAAUAAUGGCAAUAACAAUGGGAAAAUAUUAAUGAUCUUGUGCCAAGCAUUGUACUAUUAAAUGCACCAAACCAUUCCCUCUUCAGAGUCAGUGUUGAUGUUGUUUUUCUUAUGGGCAACCUGAAGCCAUGAAGUCAGGUAGAAGUUCACAUAGUUGGUAAUACCAGUAAAGCCUUAAUUAUAUACCAGUCUUCCUGUUCUUUCCAUUAUCCUGUUGGUGGUGUUAAAAUAACCUAAAAUUGAUUUUCCUUUGCAUUUCAUAAUUCUGUAUAUUUGUUUAGGACUUUAUCCUUUUCAAAGGGCUUUGCGAGACAGGGCAGGAGCUGCCUACUCGUUUUAAGGCUCAUGGGUGCACACUUGCACUUGUUCAUAUAGCUAGAUCUGAUUUGAUGGGUCUGUCUUCCUUAUUUUCCUAUGGUAGGGUUCUUUUCCAUAUCAAACCAUCAUUUUGUUUUAGAUUCCUUUAUAAUUUAUUCUUUCAUGAUUACUGUGAGGGUAUAUAAGAUACAAGAUACUGUGUUUCAUUGUUGCCUAUGAAUUUUCCAUUGAGUGACAAAGAAUUUUCCACUGAUGACUGGAGGAAAUACACACUAUAAAGGAGAAAAAGAAUUGACAUUCCUUGGCAGAUGUAAAGACAAUUGAAAUAAAUGUUCAAGGCCAGUUAGAAGCAUGCUUUCACUGAACUUCCUGACACCAUUUGUUACGCAGAAUGUCUCUGAGUGAGAGCUCGGUUUUUGCCUAUGAAUCUUCAGUGCACAGCACCAAUGUCCUGCUCAGCCUCAAUGAUCAGCGGAAGAAGGACGUGCUGUGCGACGCCACCAUCCUCGUGGAGGGCCAGCGAUUCCGUGCCCACCGGUCCGUGCUGGCAGCAUGCAGCAGCUAUUUCCACUCAAGAAUUGUAGGCCAGGCUGAUGCAGAGCUUAACAUCACUCUCCCAGAAGAGGUGACAGUUAAAGGAUUUGAACCUUUAAUUCAGUUUGCCUACACUGCUAAACUGAUUCUAAGUAAGGAGAAUGUGGAUGAAGUGUGCAAGUGUGUGGCAUUUUUAGGUGUGCAUGAUAUUGAGGAAUCCUGCUUUCAGUUUCUCAAAUUUAAAUUUUUGGACUCCACGGCAGACCAGCAAGAAUGCCCAAGAAAAAAAUGCAUCCCAUCACAAUGUCAGAAAACAGACCUUAAGUUUUCCCUUUUGGACCAGAGGGAUUUAGAAAUUGAUGAAGUGGAGGAGUUUUUGGAAAAUAAAAAUGUUCAGACUCCUCCUCAGUGGAAACUCCAUAGGUAUCAAGGAAACACAAAAAUAUCACCUCCUCUUCAAGACAGUGCCAGUCAGACAUAUGAAUCCAUGUGCUUAGAAAAGGAUGCUGCUCUGGCUUUGCCGUCUUUAUGCCCCAAAUACAGAAAAUUCCAAAAAGCAUUUGGAACUGACAGAGUCCGUACUGUGGAAUCCAGUGUCAAAGAUAUUCACACGUCUUCAGUUCAGCAAAAUGAGACACUGGAAAAUGAAUGUGUAGGAGGAACACAGGACUGUGCAGAUUUGCAGGUGAUUUUAAAAUGUGAAGAAAGUAAAGUAGCAAUGGAACAUGUGGAAACCAAGAAGAGAGAUCCUGCUUCUCAGUGCCCAUCAGAAAAAAGCGAAGUGAAUCCUUUCUCUCACAGUUCUUCUUCAGACCCUCAUGGGCUCUAUUCUCUGUCUCUUUUACACACGUACGACCAAUAUGGUGACUUGAAUUUUGCUGGUAUGCAGAACACAGCAGUGUUAACAGAAAAGCCUUUAUCAGGUACAGAUGUUCGAGAAGAGAAAACAUUUGGUGAAAGUCAAGAUUUACAUUUGAAAUCUGACUCUGGCUCCAGGGAAGAUGGUAGCCUUGCCUCCAGCGAGCGGAGCAGUGUGGAGCGGGAAGUGGCCGAACACCUGGCAAGGGGCUUCUGGAGUGACAUUUGCAGCACAGACUCUCCUUGCCAGGUACAGUUCUCACCUGCAGCCAAAGAUGGUUCCGGACAGGUUUACUCACAGAAGCGGUCUGAGUGUCCCUGGUUAGGAAUCAGGAUCAGCGAGAGCCCAGAACCGGGUCAAAGGACUUUCACUACGUUAAGCUCUGUCAACUGCCCUUUUAUAAGUACUCUGAGUACUGAAGGCUGUUCUAGCAAUUUGGAAAUUGGAAGUGAUGAUUAUGUUUCAGAACCCCAGCAGGAACCUUGUCCAUAUGCUUGUGUGAUUAGCUUGGGAGACGACUCUGAGACGGAUACUGAAGGAGACAGUGAGCCCUGUUCAGCCAGAGAACAAGAAUGUGAGGUAAAACUGCCAUUUAAUGCACAGAGAAUAAUUUCACUCUCUCGAAAUGAUUUUCAAUCCUUGUUGAAAAUGCACAAACUAACUCCAGAACAACUGGAUUGUAUCCAUGAUAUUCGAAGAAGAAGUAAAAACAGAAUAGCUGCACAGCGCUGUCGCAAGAGAAAGCUUGACUGUAUACAGAAUCUUGAAUCAGAAAUUGAGAAGCUGCAAAAUGAAAAGGAGAGCUUGUUGAAGGAAAGAGAUCACAUUUUGUCGACUCUGGGGGAGACAAAGCAGAACCUAACUGGACUUUGCCAGCAAGUCUGUAAAGAAGCAGCUCUAAGUCAAGAACAAAUACAGAUACUCGCCAAGUACUCAGCCUCAGAUUGCCCGCUUUCAUUUUUAAUUUCUGACAAAGAAAAAAGUAUUCCUGAUUGUGAACUUGCCUUACCGUCAAUUUUGAGUUCACCUGUGGGGCCUCCAGCUGUGCCACCUGCGUGUGAGCAAAGCCCUUGCCAUCCCAGCAUGAAGAGCAGUGAGUUGGGCUGUGCACGGGGCCAGGAGUCACAGCCCACUGCCCCUGGUGCCCCCGAGCAAGCCGGGCUUGUGGAACCUUGUCGGCAGAGUGGUGGCAUCUCAGAUUUCUGCCAGCAGAUGACCGAUAAAUGUACUACUGAUGAAUAAACUUGAAUCACUUUUUUCAAAACAUCUCAUUUUCUACUGUAGUUUUGACAUUGUCCUGAAGGUCUGGUAUAACCAUCUGUUUCACAGUUUGUUAUUAAGGGAACUUGCUGAAGUCAACCUGACUUUUCCUUGACUUCCACAGGAGAUGCUGAAAUGAUUUCCCUCCUGGGUAUGGGAAAAUCACAUAUGUGAUUUGUACUAAGGCUUUAAAAACUCAUGUUCUAAAGUGAUAACUAUUAGUAAUACCUCUUCUCAGUAUUCAAAAUAAGAGAAUGGAAAACUGUAGUGUAUCAAACAAUUUACAGCUUGAGAUGCUUGCAGAGAGGGUUCCUACUAAAGAAGCAGCCUGCAGAAGUUUAAUAAUAUGACCUUUUGGCAACAUACUGGUUUAAAAGAAAAUUCUCCCCAAGUAAUGCUGAUAGAGUUAGUUCUACUCAGAAGUAAGGUGUCAACUGCUUGUGAAUAUUUAUGUAGUUCACCUUGCCUGAAUCCUGAAGUGUUGCUCUUCAGCUUCUACUAAAACCAGAGAUGAUUGGUUAGUUGGUCUCUUUUGGGAUUCCUAAACUACACUGGGAUUAUUUAGGGAAUGGGGACAGGCAGCUGGCUGAAGGCAGAGGCUUCUGCUCCUCCUCAAUGUUGACUUUAGAAAUUCUAGCUGCAAAAACAGUAGAUAAAGGGACAUUUCCCCCCGCCUUUUUUUUCUCUUAAGUCUCUACCACCUUUGGGUCCAUCAUCAUCUUUCUGUUUCCUAACAUUCUUGUUCCUUGGGAAGAAAAGCUGGGGUUUGGGAUACAGUGGCCGGAAUGAAUGCAUUGACAGCAUAGUCUUAGUUGUCCUAGAAUCAUGGAGAGUUUACCAAAAUCCAAGGCUGUUUGCCUUCCCGCCAUAGGUCAUCCAUGCAAGAAAACCAGACAUUACGGGAAAAGAAAAUUGCCUACAUUUAUCAGGAGUGGCAGUCCAUUUUUCAUCCUAUUUUUGACGUCCUGUGGUUUACUUGUAAAAAGAUUCUUUGUAGAUAAAAAUGUAUCUGAAUAUCCCUGUGGGUUUGUGAAAUAGGAUGAAACUUGAUCUUACUACAUUGUGGGUUUGAAUUUGGAAGCCAGAUUUAAUCUUUCUCUCUUCCCCAGAUCUGGUAUACAAGGCACACAAAUCAUUUUGACUUGGGCAUUUGAAAGUCAGUCUUUGCGUUUAUUUAAUUCUUUUUCAAACUAUAGUUUUUAUGUUCUCAGUGCCUACCCCACAGCAUUUUGCAGUGGUUCUAAACUGUUCUGGUAUUGUAGGCUUGUUUGAGAGUCAAAUGAAAGUGACAUACAAUGGACCUUCUCAACAACUAAAAAGAAUUGCAUAUAUUCAUAUUCACAGAAACAUUUGAAGAACCCAGUGUUAAAGGGUGCAAAGGAACAAUUUAUAGUGAUUGGAUUAGAAAAGCCUUCAUUUCACCAAGAUCAGACACCUGAGAGAAAGACUUCUACAGAUUGCAUCCUGCAUAUAGUGAAGGACCUGUGUAGUUUAUGUGGGAGACAACUAUUAAUGGUGUACGAAUGAGUCUGAAGCAAGUAGACCUCUGUUGGGACAGUAGAUGGGACCAGACUUGAUAUUUCAAGUAAUUUGUCAAGUGUCACCUUUUUGAUUGAGGCAGGUAUGGGGGAGAUACUGCUAGUAUAUUUUAAGUGGUUUGUUUAUUAUCUCUGUUCCUGACUUAGUUGUAAGAGAAAGCUAGUUGGGCUUGUUUAUUUUAUAGAGGCUUUUAUAAGUAUACUCUGGAAUUUGUCAGGGAGAGUGGUGAUUCUCUGGUAAUGCACCCCGUACUAUACCAGAAUUGUGUGUGUCUGCAUGUGUAUAUACAUGUAUAUCCUUGUGUAGCUGUUUCUUUCUUUGAUACUUGUAAUUUAAAAUUUUAACUUCAAAAUAUAAAAUAAUAGAAAAUCUUCUUGUUUACAAAAUGUAAAAUCUUGUACAAGCCAAUGGAAUCCUUGAUUUCCUACCUCAGUGUACACUCAGCUGUUUGUCAUAUCAGUUUGUGUAUGUGCAAAUGUCAAUCUUUUGCUUCAGUUGCUACUGUAAAUAACUGCUUUGAAAGGUUAAUUAGUAUUUUAUGAUAAAACCUAGCUGUCUCCAGAGUUUAAAUAUGAUUUUUAAGGCACUUGGUUUAAAUUUAUUUCUGUAGAUAAACAGUUUAACAUUAAGGGUUCUAAUUUUAAUGAUAUUCUGAUUAUUGGCCAAGUGUGAUAUUUUGUAAAAUACAGCAUUACUUUUAAUAGCCAGCAUGUAAUACAAAUAACUACACUACCUCAUACCUACAUGAUUUUCAAGGUGUAAUACAGAGAGACAGAGAUAAAGAUUUUAUCUUUUGUCUUUUGGCCAUAAGUUGGGGAAGUUUUCUAUAUAUUGCAUAGCAUUACACAUUUAUGCCUAUUUUAACAUUAACUUCUAAAGUUUUUUCUAAGAAAAUUUGUUUUAAGUUGAUUUUUUUUUUUUGAGGUUGCAGAGGACAAAUGACAGGAUUAUGUGUAUACAAUAUAUAUCUUUUCCUUCAUGCAGAAUUCUGGAAAGGUUAUUUUCAGUUUGUAUGUUUCAUAUUUACAUGACUAUUGUUCCUAAUUUUUUGAGUUGGUUUUCUCAGUGUUUGUGAUUUUCAAAAAGUUGUUAGGUGUAACUCAGUAAAAUAACAUUACCUUAACAUUUUUAUUAUUUCAAUUAUACACUAUAGCAAAUAAUUUGUUAAAUUGUUAUAUUAAAAAAAACGGAUAUAAAUCUUGAUUGUUCAUCUGUAAAUUUUGUAACAGUUUACUAUAGCUUAAUGCUUAACCAGUUUUAAAUAAGGAAUUAAAUAUAUUCGAUGCAGUAGACGAUACAGGUUGCAUGUGGACAUUCAGUCACAUUAACAACUUGGAAAAAAACAAAUGGCAAUGUAAUGAUUCUCAGGUGAACUUUUCUCAGUCAAUGAAACAUCUAUUUUGAAUUUGUAAAUAUUUUAAGUGUUUUAUUAAGGCAUGUAAUAAACUGUUCUUUGAAACCUGUUGGGCAGAGUGAAAAUUUAAAGCCAUAAUGGCCAAAGAUGGUAUGUCAAAUGUAAAAUAAACAAAUAACAUCUAUUGAAUUUUUUUUGUAUCUUUCAUAAUAUAAUUUUCUAACAAUGCAAUAAAACCACUAAAUUUAUAUACCCAUAAACUAUCAAGAUCAUGUUUCAUUGAAAGUAAACUGUCAUAGCAUUUAAUUUACAUUUGCUUCCUAAUGUGCUUAUCCAAAUGUAGCAGAACUAUAAAUGUUAGACGUUGGUGAUAAAUUAACAGUUAAAUAAAAUUCUCUAAAAUUGC
This is a messenger RNA of Manis pentadactyla (Chinese pangolin), 6854 nucleotides long. It is a transcript of the gene BACH1, whose product is annotated as BTB domain and CNC homolog 1. The transcript has 5 exons. NCBI's taxonomy places the organism in Eukaryota, Metazoa, Chordata, Mammalia, Pholidota, Manidae. Gene Ontology annotation, molecular function: protein binding; DNA-binding transcription factor activity, RNA polymerase II-specific; RNA polymerase II cis-regulatory region sequence-specific DNA binding. Bases 1294 to 3537 code for a protein of 747 amino acids. Gene Ontology annotation, biological process: regulation of transcription by RNA polymerase II. The record is from RefSeq and is a predicted model, not a curated record.